CCUACCGCUCAUGCUGUGAUAUGAUUUGACAGAUUGUCAACUCAUCUCUGCAAUGCAGAGGUUAUCGGGGAAACAGGUUUAAUUGUUUAAAUAGAACGAGAAAAGCCUGACGCUCCUGACUUACUAAUCAUCCAGAUAUAAAGAAAAAUAUAAUAAUAAUAAGAGAUGUGAAAGCGCCCUGAUGCGCGUCCCCGAUUCAAUGUCAAGCGCGUCCCCGCCCCUACCGGUUUUGCUCCCUUUUCUUCAAGCUCAUUUCCAUGACGUCUGAAAGACCUGAUCGGGGUAAAAUGAUUCUUCGUUAUGAUCCAGCAUCCAAGUGAUGUACUGGUGCACUGGAAAGCAGCAUCAGAGCUCUAAGCAGUAGAUUCUCCUGUUAGUCCAUUGAGCGUGCCUCGCAGCAGACCUGCAUUCUAAACAACCCUAUAGAAAACAGGAAUUACAUUCCCAUCACGUCUCCAGUUUUUUGGGUUUUUUUUGUUUGUUUGUUUUUUGUUUCUUCAGCCAUCAGAGAGAGAGAGAGAGAGAGAGAGAGAGAGAGAGAGAGAGAGAGAGAGAGAGAGAGAGAGAGAGAGAGAGAGACCCAGCAAUCUUUAAAGUAGUCUUUUUUGGAUGCUCUAAAAUUCUACUGCAAAAGGAUUCAGUCUGCAGCUUGUUGGGACCUUCUGUUUUUCUCAAAUACAGGAUUUCUAGCACUCUAAAGUUCGACCCCGAUAAUAUUUUUAAAAUGUUGUGAAGCAGUUUUCAAUUAUUACACAGUUUUAUCUGUUCUUCAAAGAAGGAUGCUGUGGAUAACUCUAUUAAGCACAAUAGCUCUAGGAUGGACUACACCAAUCCCCUUGCUGGAGGACUCAGAGGAAAUAGAUGAGCCUUGUUUUGACCCCUGUUACUGUGAAGUAAAAGAAAGCAUUUUCCAUGUACAUUGCGACAGCAAAGGAUUUACAAAUAUCAGUCAGAUUUCACAGUUAUGGUCGAGGCCAUUUAAACUUUACCUGCAGAGGAACUCCAUGAGAAAGCUGUAUUUUAACAGUUUUCUUCAUUUGAACAACGCUGUGUCGAUCAACUUAGGUAACAACGCACUGCAGGACAUUCAUGCCGGUGCUUUUAAUGGCUUGAAUAUUUUAAAAAGGUUGUAUCUCCACGAAAACAAACUGGAGGUGUUCCGAAAUGACACUUUCAGGGGGUUAGAAAGUCUGGAAUAUCUUCAGGCCGAUUAUAACAUUAUUAAAAGAAUCGAAAGUGGAGCAUUUAGGAAUUUGAGUAAACUAAGGGUACUCAUACUGAAUGACAAUUUGAUCCCUAUGCUACCAAACUUUUUAUUCCGGUCUGUGUCUUUAACACACCUUGAUUUGAGAGGAAACCGGUUAAAAACCCUGGCUUACAGGGGCAUGUUGGAAUACAUUGGCAGGAGCCUUAUGGAGAUCCAACUGGAAGAAAAUCCAUGGAACUGUAACUGCGAGAUUGUCCAGCUGAAAACAUGGCUGGAACGUGUCCCUUACACAGCUCUGGUUGGGGAGAUUACAUGCGAGUCGCCCUUUCACUUUCACGGCAAAGAUUUAAGGGAAAUUAAAAGAAGUGAAUUGUGUCCUCUGCUGUCUGAAUCCGAGAUUGAAGCUAGUCUCGGAAUACCACGUCUGCUAUUUAAUAAUGAGAAUGCAUGGCCUACAAAACCAUCUUCCAUGCUGUCUUCUUACCAUAACACAGCCUCUUCAGUUGAAUAUAAGACAUCUGACAAACAGCCAAGACCGACAAAAAAACCUAGACUACAUAGAAUGCCACCAACCCCUCGCAGUAUUUACCCAGGGCCAAAUCAGCCUCCUAUAGCUGCUUACCAGACAAGACCGCCUAUACCAAUCAUUUGCCCCACUGGGUGUACUUGUAAUUUACACAUUAACGAUUUAGGAUUGACAGUUAAUUGCAAAGAAAAGGGGUUUCGUAAUAUAUCUGAACUCCUUCCCAGACCACUAAAUGCAAAGAAACUGUACUUAAGUGGAAAUUUAAUACAAAAAAUAUACAGAUCUGAUUUUUGGAACUUUUCAAGUUUGGAUUUACUUCAUCUGGGUAAUAACAGGAUAUCUUCUGUUCAAGACGGGGCUUUCAUUAAUCUUCCCAAUUUAAAAAGCCUAUACUUAAAUGGGAAUGACAUCGAAAGACUAACGCCUGGCAUGUUCAGGGGCUUACAGACAUUACGCUACCUGUACUUUGAAUACAACGUCAUAAGAGAAAUACAGCCUGCUGCAUUUAGUUUGAUGCCCAGUCUUCAGCUGCUGUUUCUCAAUAACAACCUACUCAGAACGCUGCCAACCGACGCUUUUGCAGGCACUUCUCUUGCCAGGCUGAAUCUAAGAAAUAACUACUUUCUGUAUUUGCCAGUGAGUGGAGUACUUGAGCACCUGAAUUCCAUUGUACAGAUUGAUCUGCACCAGAACCCCUGGGAUUGCACAUGCGACAUAAUACCCCUAAAACAGUGGAUGGAAAAGCUUAGCUCUGUUAUAAUGGUGGGAGAGGUAUUAUGCAAAACACCAGAGUUUGUGUUUGGGAAGGAUUUGAGGUCUCUUGAAAUCGAUCUGCUGUGCCCAGAAUUGAAGUAUGUUACAGUAUCACCUGCUUUGCCCGAUGAUAUGAUCUCAGCCACUGAUUCUGGGCUAGGAUUCUCUCCAACAAGGGGUGCUAUCCCUCUUUCUGUUCUCAUACUGAGUCUUCUAAUCCUAUUCAUCUCCGCUGUUUUCAUUGCCGCUGGACUCUUUGCUUUUGUGUUAAGGAGGCGAAAGAAACUGCCCUUCAGGACAAAACAGGAAGUAGAACUGACUGGCAUUCAAAUGCAAUGCAGGAUAUUCGAGGAAAGACAAAAUGCAUCUCCGGAGAAAACUCCUGGUCACGUAUAUGAUUACAUACCCCAUCCCGUGACAGAAAUGUGUAACAACCCCAUAUACAAACCCCGAGAAGGGGAAAUGGAGGAGCAAUUUGUCGAGACUAAAGAAAAUAAUACAAACUAUAGGACUUUAAUAGAGAAAGAGAAAGAGUGGGCAAUGGCAGUAUCCAAUUCCCAGCUUAACACUAUAGUUACAAUAAAUCAGUCGGGGGACAUAGCAGGUUUUCACGAAAAUGGUGUUCUAUGUCCAAAUGUUAUAGAGAGAGAACGGCCAUCUCCGACAGUGGGCUUUGUAGACUGUCUUUAUGGCACAGUUCCCAAGCUAAAGGACUUGCACGCACACCCUCCUGGAAUGCAGUAUCCCGAUUUACAGCAAGACACCAGGCUGAAAGAAACACUCCUUUUCAACCCUGGAAAGGGAUUUCCUGACCAAACCCAAAGCGAAUACCUCGAGUUAAGGGCCAAACUCCAAACCAAGCCGGAUUACCUCGAAGUCCUGGAAAAAGCAACAUAUCGAUUCUAGUUACAGAACCUUUUUUUUUUCAUAGCCCAAAAAGCAGCAUGAUAAAAAAUAUUAAAAUAAAUAUUUUCCCCAAAUUGCUUUGGAGGAAAGGCCAUACUCAGAUAUUCAAUGAAGUGCCUUUACAGAGUAGCCAGCAAUGUUAUCAAUCAUUAUUUUUUUUUUUACUGAACAGAGAUUUGACUUUGCCGACUGAGGCAUGUGAAGCUGUUAAUUCUCAAUACUAGAACAUGCCUUCAUUCAGUUGGUAGACAUUUCUUGUACUUGAAGGAGGAAACAUAUUGUCUCAGUGGCUGUCUUAUGUAGAAAUGCCCAAGGCUUAGUUUGUAGAUUAAUGCAGUUUUCUGCAUGUUAAAACUGCAGGGGUUGGUAUUUCUCAAAUGAUCAUACACUUAACAAUGGAGUUACUGCAACGUUCUGUUGUUCAAUGUUCUAUUUAAUUUUAUAUAUACAUGGACAAACGCGCAUUGUCUCAAAGACGCACCUAAGGAUCAACAUUUGUGAAUACAUGACGUUUAACAUUUUCUGGAGGUCAACGCAAUUUCUUAAAAGCUACUGGAUAUUUAUCACUAACAGCUUUGUAGGAAGCACUUUUAAUGUUUUCUCUCUCACAAAGAUUUGAAAAAAAAUGUGCAUAUAUUUAUUCUGUAAUUUCAGUGGAAAUUAAUUGUAAAGGCAAUGUUAAAUCAAUGUAUAGUGAUUAUGCGUCUGGUAUACCCUUCUUAAUAAAACCUCUUUAAUCAAAUUAAGGGUGCUAAAACAUAACCUUUGUGACAAACACAAGUUAAAACUAUUCAAGGUAGGUGAAUAGAAAGAUAUCCGUUUAUUUAUAUUAUUUAUAUCUAUCUUUUUUUUUAAAUGCCAGUGUAAUUUUGGACUUUGUUCAGUUAAAGUAUUUAGCUAAUUCUGCUGUACUAUAUAUUAAUAUUUUAUUUUAGAAGCCUAUUGCAAAUAACCAGUACUGUUCAUAAAGCAAGGGCUCUUUAGUGCUGUUUCUGCAAUAUUAAUAAGAUGGCAUGUUUUACUAGCUUCAAGAUCAAGAUACACAUUGGUAACGCUCGAAAUGAGAAGACUGAGCAUCAAACUAAAGGAUCUUUACUUUAAUGGUAUCAUGUUAAUGUGGCAUUUUGAUUGGAAUUGUUCUAGUCCUAGUGGUGAAUUUACUUGAAAUGUUUUCCUGCAAACUGUAAGUAAGCAGUUGCCCACCAGAGGGUGCCUAGUAAACAGCACAUUUCAUGAUUGUGUGUUAAUACAUUGAGUGUGCUAUAUAUUAAAGUUACACCAGUGUUAAAAUCAGUAAAAAAAAAAUGAAGCACCAUACUUGCAUUGAAACUGUUAUAAAACGUAAUU
Acipenser ruthenus (sterlet) is the source of this 4739-nucleotide messenger RNA. RefSeq names its product SLIT and NTRK-like protein 3. Gene Ontology annotation, cellular component: GABA-ergic synapse; postsynaptic density membrane. Gene Ontology annotation, molecular function: protein binding. NCBI's taxonomy places the organism in Eukaryota, Metazoa, Chordata, Actinopteri, Acipenseriformes, Acipenseridae. The record is from RefSeq and is a predicted model, not a curated record. The transcript has 3 exons. Bases 780 to 3392 code for a protein of 870 amino acids. Gene Ontology annotation, biological process: positive regulation of synapse assembly; axonogenesis; regulation of presynapse assembly.